UACACCUUAAAGUUUGUGGCAUUAUUGAUCCAAGUACCAAUGGACUACACCAGAAUAGCUUUACAGUUUGGAACAAAAGUCCCAGUUUUAGAUGAAAAGGAGACCUGUCGACAAGGAGACCUCAAGCAGCUCAUUAUGUGGGGAAUUAAGAACAAUGUGAGCUGGUCUUUGAGUACAUCACUGAUCGAUAUCCUCCUGGACAUCUUCCUCCCUCAAGAUCAGUCAGCAUUCAUGCAUCCAGGACCCGAAUGCCAGACACCUCCCAGUGCUCCCUCCCAACGCAGCAUUUCAUAUGCAGAAAAUAGCACUAUGAAUUAUUAUGACACCCUGUGUGAUAGCUACAAUCUGGCCACCAUCAACGACACAAUGUGUGCUGACAUCCUCUCGAGUUCAGGAGUAGAGUCUUCCACGCCUGUGGUCACAUUUUGCGAGGCUCUAAGCUCCCUCAGCUCCAACCAAAUUAAGAAUGUGUGGAGCAACAUGUGUUAUGUUAUUCAAACACUGGCCUCUCCACUUGUCAGCAGGUCAUCUGACUGCAGUUUUGACAAUGCAGGGCCGGCCCCUGCCGCCACCCCUCUCCCUAAACCUCGUCGAGUUGCCAGGGAAGCCUCCAACCUCAAACAACUUGCAUGCAACUACAACGACUGGUUGCAAAAUGAUGUGGACCCUGUCCUUGUGUCACUGUGCAGUGACAAUGAACAUGUGGAGUUUGUGAAGCAGGUCUGUAGCAAUGCUGUGUUGAUGCGGAAGCUGCUCUCUGACAAGAUGAACAGCUGGUUGUAUGGAUACUGCGCUAACUCCUCUGCAGACCACGGUUACAUGGUCAGUGAGUUCUGCCAGUAUGACCAGUGGCUUAACAAAUUCACAAACAUGGUGGAUACCUCCCUGCUGGUGUUCUGCAUGAGCCUCGACAGUGUCAGACUGACCGAACUCAUCUUUCAUGCCUAA
Molecule: messenger RNA, 948 nt
Organism: Oreochromis aureus
Lineage: Eukaryota; Metazoa; Chordata; Actinopteri; Cichliformes; Cichlidae
Exons: 4
Coding region: 40-948 (302 amino acids)
Source: RefSeq, a predicted model, not a curated record